This is a messenger RNA of Cryptomeria japonica (Japanese cedar), 870 nucleotides long. RefSeq lists its product as uncharacterized. The record is from RefSeq and is a predicted model, not a curated record. The coding region runs from base 203 to 721 and encodes 172 amino acids. The transcript has a single exon. Lineage: Eukaryota; Viridiplantae; Streptophyta; Pinopsida; Cupressales; Cupressaceae.
UUAAAUUCCGACAGUUGCAGUUGCCCUCACGACCACGUCAAAUGACGCGCUUGUACCUUAUUUAACAAUAGGCAGGCAUAUCCCACACUUCUUUAUAUGCUUUCCCACAAGCCCACAGUUUCUAUAGAACUUCUUAAAAGCCUGUGUGCGCAGAUUUGAUUCAAAGAAUUCAAUAUUUGUUUGCAUCGGAGCAAUUCCUGCAAUGGAAGCUGCCAAGAAAGUUCCAGCCGCUGAAGUUUCAGAAAAGCAGCGAGGGAAGUCAUUUUACAGGCGCUUAAAAGCUUUGUCUCCAAUUCCAUACCUUGCGAAAGCGAGGGAUUAUUAUGUGAGAAGCUUGACAGAGUGCGCAGGAAGGGCAAAUUAUAGCGGCUUGGCUGCAGGAGGUCCAGGAGUUGCGAUGCCUGCUUCUCUGCCAAAGAGUUUCAGCACAAGUUCUUCAAGAAAUGAAGAGGAAUUCAGGGAGCUUGUCAGGGCUGCUUCGCAGAGGAGCAAUCCAUACCUUUCCAGAUCUUCUUCUGCACAGCAGCAACAGGAUCCUUUUCCGCGGAGUUUCAGUUCUGCAAGUACGCCGCCUUCUGUAGGAAGAAUAGACGAGGACAGCCCCGCCUAUUUUCCAGGAUCUUUCAAAACAAGCAUUCCUGAAGCCGAUCCUCGGUUUCCUCGCAGUCACAGCUACAGCACUGCUCAGAAUUUUCAUGUUCGGAGAGGAAUCGCUGUGUAAAAACCUCUGCUUUGCUUUCCCUCUGUUUUUUCCCUUUCCUUUAAGAAACUCUUGCAAUUAUUUUCUCCUGUAUUUUAAUUUCGGUUUUGGAUGUAACUGCUACGCCUUAUUGAUGAUUAAUGAAAUCGGAAAGCUUGUGUUGGCUGCAA